This is a messenger RNA of Cylicostephanus goldi, 597 nucleotides long. Lineage: Eukaryota; Metazoa; Nematoda; Chromadorea; Rhabditida; Strongylidae. The record is from the annotation of a GenBank genome assembly.
AUGGCGCCGUUAGAGUAUACCGAACCAUUUGUGCGCCAUGGCUCGGCAUUAAAUUACAUUUGCUACCGCAAUAUCUAUCAUACAGUAUCUCAAGCAGUUGAUGUGCAUUCAGAUCCCACAGCUGCUGCUUCGUCGGAUGAUGUUGAAGAGCUAGGAGCAAUUCUUGUGGAUCCUAAGAAACCGUUAUGGGAUCGUUAUGCGGCCAUGUUUAAACUACGUAAUAUCAAUACAGAUGCUUCCAUCAAAGCACUUGCUCAAGGUCUUUAUUGCGAAGAUAGUGCUUUAUUCCGACAUGAGGUAGCAUACGUUCUGGGACAAGCACAGUCUCCUGUGGCGAUCAAGGAGCUGAAAGAUCGUCUUACAUUGCUGUCAGAGAAUCACAUGGUACGCCACGAGUGCGCAGAAGCCCUCGGUGCUAUUGCCACUAAUGAGUGUACUGCAAUUUUACAAGAAUAUUUGAAGGACAAAGAGGUAAUAGUUUCACCACUCUUUGUAGAUGUGCUUAUGCGCGUUGUUCGCGAAAGCUGCGAAGUUGCAUUGGACAUGGCCGACUACGAGAACAGCGACGAGUUACAGUAUGCUGCUGUUACUGUAUAA